Messenger RNA from Labeo rohita (rohu), 1742 nucleotides. RefSeq lists its product as uncharacterized. The record is from RefSeq and is a predicted model, not a curated record. The transcript has 6 exons. The coding region runs from base 1 to 1659 and encodes 552 amino acids. NCBI's taxonomy places the organism in Eukaryota, Metazoa, Chordata, Actinopteri, Cypriniformes, Cyprinidae.
AUGGUGGAGCCAGGGGAGAUGGAUACCACCACAGUGGAACCUGCAGAGCAGGGGGCCAUGGUGGGGCAAACAGAAAUGGAGGAGGAGCCAGAGUCAACCAUGUCUGUGUCCUUAAAGGAACUCUGUCAGAUGGUCAAUGUGCCAUAUGAUCAGGCAAGGGCUCUAAUAGAGAGUGAGAGCUCUGAUGGAGAGAGUGUAGAGAGAGAGGAAGCAACAAUGGAGGAUACAGUGAUGGAGGAUACAGUGAUGGAGGACACAGUGGUGCAUGCUGAUUUAUCUGGUGGUCUGGAGGGAGAGGGCCCUCGCUGCUGGCUCCAGAGCAGGUGCAGUUUGACACGGGUAGUUUUCAAUCGUGGAAGGGAAGAGGACUCUAAUGCAGAGGAAGGCGCACCUCCAAGGAAAAGACUGAGAGCUGAAAAAACCUGGAAGAAAGUGAUCAACAAGAAAAGAAGAAUGGUUGGGAAGUCAUACGUUGGAAAACAGAAGCAGAAGGAAAUAAUGAGGGAGCCACGGGCAAUUGGGCCUAGAUGUUCAUCAGCAGCAUGUGCCAAGUCAGCUAAACAUCACUGCAGUGCAAUCGGCACGCCUGAGAGGAAUAACAUUUUCAAUGAGUUUUGGCAACAUAUGACCUGGGAGGAGAAGAGGAUGUAUGUGCAUGGUUUAAUUGAUGUGGUCCCCGUGCAAAGGAGAAGAGGGCCUUUACCACCCAAAAAAGACCAGUGCAACAUCUGUUGUGCUUUCAAGACCGGCAACUUACCUGAUGACGAGUGGCAGCACCACCUCCUGCAAAAAGAAGAGGCCCGCGCCGAAAAGUUGUCUGACAAAAACAAGGCCAGCAACAACACUAUGGUCUUAUGUAUGGACUUGCAAGCCCUCCUUUUGUGCCCAAAGCUAAAAGCCUCUGCCUUGUAUUACAAAACAAAGCUUGCAGUUCACAAUUUUACUGUGUACAACAUGCUGACACACAGUGCCACAUGUUAUGUCUGGCAUGAAGGUGAGGGAUCCCUGUCUGCCAGUGAGUUUGCUUCAUGCAUUGUCAACUACCUCUCUGCACACACUGAGCCUGACACAUUUAUUCUGUGGAGUGACGGCUGCGGGUAUCAGAACCGGAAUGCAGUUCUAAGCAAUGCACUUCUUCAGUUCUCUAUGAAGAAAAACAAAGUCGUCAUUCAGAAGUACCUUGAGAAAGGGCAUACUCAGAUGGAAUGCGACUCCGUUCACAGCGUCAUCGAGAGGCGUCUGAGGGACCAGGAUGUGUAUCUCCCAGCAGAGUAUGUUAACCUGAUGAAGAAGGCCCGUGUGAAGCCUCAUCCAUAUGAAGUCAAGUACAUCGACCACACCUUCUUCCAGGACUUCACCAAGCUGAGGCUCUGCAAGUCUCUGCGCCCUGGAGUAAGGCCUGGUGACCCAACUGUCCACGAUAUCAGAGCCAUCAGGUACAACAACAAUGGAACGAUGGACUUCAAAAUAAACCACUCUGAUGACUGGCAUCCACAUCCAAGUCACCAACUCCGAAACUCCACCUCAGACAGCCACACAGUCACCCCACUCUAUUCAGACCGCCUGAAGAUCAACGAGCUGAAAUUCAAACACCUGCAAGACCUGAAGGAAGUCAUCCCAAAGGAUUUUCACAGCUUUUACAACAAUUUGCUUCACUAGCUUAGAAACUUGAAACUUGAUAAGAAACUUGGUGAUUUUCUUUCUUCUGCUGAACACAAAGGAAGAUAUUUUGAAGAAUGUCA